This is a messenger RNA of Lodderomyces orthopsilosis Co 90-125, 765 nucleotides long. RefSeq lists its product as uncharacterized. Gene Ontology annotation, molecular function: mRNA binding. Gene Ontology annotation, biological process: mRNA export from nucleus. The record is from RefSeq and is a predicted model, not a curated record. Gene Ontology annotation, cellular component: nucleus. Lineage: Eukaryota; Fungi; Ascomycota; Pichiomycetes; Serinales; Debaryomycetaceae. The coding region runs from base 1 to 765 and encodes 254 amino acids. The transcript has a single exon.
AUGUCAAACAUUUUAGAGAAAUCAUUAGACGAUAUAAUUGGGGAAAAGAAACCCGAAAGAAAAUUCACACCUACAAGUAGAAGAGGUAGAGGUGGAGGACCAAUUUCGUCGUCACGUUCACGUUUCCAUCGUCAACAUCGAUCUCCACCAUAUAGCAGACGACAACCAGAUGUAUAUAUUCCUCGUGGAUCACCGGCGAUAGAGACGACACCAUCUUCAUCAAGUAUACCCCCCGACGUUUUACAUAUGGCCAAUGGACGUCCUACAUUACGUUUAAAGAAUAUUCAUCCGGAAUUAAACGGUGAUGAUUUGAAUAAGUUGUUUUCUACGAUUAAUGAUGUUGAUUUUAUCAAAUUUGAUGAGAGGAAUGAUACGAUUGCUUAUAUAUGUUUCCAACGUGAUUGUGAACGGAGUAAUUCAGAGGCGAUUGAAAAAUAUGAUGGCAAGAAGGCCAUGGGUAAGAUUUUAAUUGUUGAGAAUACCGUUAGCUUGGCAGAUAGGAUUCGCAUAGCACCAAGACCAGCGAGACGAGAGGAACUUGGUGGUGGCUUGCCUAGGGGCGGUCGCCUGAGAGGUAGGGGAAGUUUAAGAGGAAGAAUUUCAACUCGUGGUGGUAAAUCGGGAAGAGGAACUGCACCGAAAAAGAGUGCUGAGGAAUUGGAUAAGGAAUUGAAUGAGUAUAUGAAUACUAAUGGUGAAGCUGGUGAUUCAAAUGGGGCUACUGGGCAAGAGAAUGUAGAUGCUGAUCUAGAUAUGACCGGAUAA